Molecule: messenger RNA, 4474 nt
Organism: Cyprinodon variegatus (sheepshead minnow)
Lineage: Eukaryota; Metazoa; Chordata; Actinopteri; Cyprinodontiformes; Cyprinodontidae
Gene: evc2
Product: Ellis van Creveld syndrome 2
Exons: 22
Coding region: 262-4146 (1294 amino acids)
Biological process (GO): smoothened signaling pathway
Cellular component (GO): ciliary membrane; plasma membrane protein complex
Source: RefSeq, a predicted model, not a curated record
UUCCAUCUUUCCAAACUUUUUCCCCUGCGCUAUUAUUUUGUCAACGAGGAAAAGACGUCUUGUGUAAACUCUGCGUGAAAAUGCUGCGUCAGUAGAUUCAAUCAGGAAAGAUGUUGUUUUGCAUUAGAGAAUCUAUUACCUUAAAUGCGCACAGAGAAAAGUUAGAGGAAAUAUUUCGGGGAUUUUAACCGCGACAUCAUGCAGACACAGGGCGGUUAGUAAGCUAGCCGCUGCGCUCAGCAGCGCACUGAAAUAAAGCAAAUGGCUGUAGUUGGUUUAAUGCCACACUGUCUGACAUUAUGGCACAUUUUCCUCAAUAUCAGAGCUGUGUGUCUGUUUUCGCCCUUUUUGUGUGUCGGCUGCGGCCACAUGACGUUGCACUCCAGUCUAGGACGUUAUUGUAACGGUACCUCUGAUGAUACACCAACACACACAGGGAAAUAUGACAACCUUUGCAAUCUUCCUGCAAUGCAUCAAAGCCAAAGAGGAAAGUCAGCUGGCCUGGCCAUGCUCAGGAUCAAUGGUAAAGUGAUCCAUGGGCCCUCUACUGUUAAUGAAUGGAGCCCAUGUCUGUCUUCGGCCCCCGCUGGGCCUUGGAGUCACUCUUUUUACUCCUCCUUCACCUCCGUGUCAAACUUGUUGCAGCUCAGAAGGAGCAGAAGCACUCUCAUCAGCCACAGCCCUCCUCAGCCUCCUCCUCAGGUUCAGAAUUCGGUGCCUCCAUCAUCAUUCGGGGUUAAAUUUUCUAAGUGUGUCCAGGUGAAGCUCUACACCGAUCCCCCUCAGGUGACGUUCUUCCUACUGAUCCACAAUCAAAGCCCCUCAGGUGGGACCAACCUUUCUCAGAUGGCCAUACGAGACUCCAUUUCCGGGGUAACGCCCAUCAAAACUGAAGGCAGGGUCGUCGAAAGAGGCUACCAGACAUUUUCUAUCGAUUCCCUGCAGGCCGGAUCUCAUGUGGUUGUUAAUUAUACUGCUCACAUAAGAAGUCAAAAGAAUGAGCUCCUAGAUCUCCCUGCUUUCCUGACCUUCUGCAAUGCAUCACAGAAUGAUGUCCGUAUGUUUGGGCCACUAAGAGCCAAUCUGACUCUGAGGGUAAAUUCCACCGACAAGAUUUCUCCCAAUCAUGGAGUCCAUUUUGCUGGAUUUGUUGCUGGUUUCUUCAUCACGUUGGUGCUGCUAUUGUUGGGGGUUCUCAUCAUGAAAUUUGCUAGUCCCAGAGCCAGAUCCUGUCUUCUUCAGCAAAGGAGAUUCAGAUGUGAUUUGGAUCCUGAGUUUGCAGAGACCAGCUUGAUUGAGACCAUCAAAGAGGAAGCUGCAUUUGAGGACAAGAUGGUGGACAUCAUGGUGCUGGAUGAUCCACCAAAUAUGUACCAGGCUUUGGAUAACCUUGAAAUGUCUUCACUGGUUCAAGCCUCCAGUAACCUGGAGGCCAUCCGGAUUCAGAUUUACAAAGAUGUGACGUUCUGCCUGCUCGGUGGCCUGCGAUCGCGGGGCCAGGUCAGCGCCCAGGCCCAGCAGAGGUUGCUCAGUGUGGUCCAUGGGCAGCUGCUUGGAAUGGAGGGACGCCUGAAAGAGGAACAAGGGGUUCGCAUGGCUACUCUGGCUGGUCAGUGUAACCUGGAGACGCAUGAGGAAAUGGAAGCAGAGCAUCGCAGACAAGCGGCUGAAAAAGCCCAAGCUGAGCGACUUUGCCAGCAUGCAGGCCAGCAGGAGCUUCUCCAAUGCAGCAUCCUCCUGGAGAAGCUGCAGAAUUUGAGCCAGAGUCACCUACGGCGGAUCCUCUUGGUCCGACAUGAAGAGGCUUCAGCAAAGGUCCAGAGAGAGCUCAUCGAGUGGCGACGGGUGGAGCUGCACAAGAUCUUCUCAGAAGAACUGGAGGAGGCCACGAGGAUGGGCGAGUUAGACGGGAGCUCAGCCAAGAGACUUCAGCACAAGUACUUUGCAUGUCAGGAUCAGCUGGAGGAAGUGCUGGAUGUGGCUGUUGCCAAUCAGCGGUACAUCCUGGCUGAACGCAGCGCUCAGAGGAAGUUCCUGGUGCAAAGCCUCCACAGCCUCGAUGUUCUGAUCUCCGACACCUUCUCCAGCACCUCCAGCAACUUGGAAAGCUGGUUCUCCCACAUCAGGAGGGGGAGCAUUGUACCAUCAGAACAGCUGAAUCAGCUGCAAGAAAAGGCCCAGAAGGAGCUUGUUAUGGUGAAGCAAAGACUGGAUGAGACCCUGAACCAAGAAAAGAGAGCAAUGCGUUGCGGACUAAUUAACAAGAGGAGAGGGCUCAUCUCAGACAUGUUGAAGGUCCACAAGCAGAGACAGAGCGACUUAUCCAGCACUACUAAAGGUCUGGAAGAGAACAUAGAUGUAGCAUACCAUCUGCAGUGUUGGCAGAACCUACUGACAGCGCACAGCCUGGAGCUCGCAGAACUCAUCAACAAUCUGGACGAGGAGGCUGCUGCUGACAUCCGCAAGGUGACGAUGCGAGGGAUUCAGAGUGUGAUAGCCGAUGUGAAAGCCAUCCAGCCUUCCGCUGCACAGGCCUUGUUGACACUCUUGCCGCCGGGUGCUAAACAGCCCAUGCUGCCCAUACAGCCCAUCCUGGAAGCAGAGGUGGGGUCAGAGAAGGCUGCAGGGCAAGGGCCCAGUGCUCUACUGCAGGGCCAGGAAAGGCUUCACCAGGAAGGUAAGGCAGCACUGCGAACCCUCAGCUGCACCAGGGAGUCCCUGCAGGAAAGCAUGGAGCAAGAGCUGCAGGAGCAGAAGGAACUCAGGGCUCACUGGAGAGAGUUCUUCAGGUCUCUGUGUUCAUCUCAGCUGACGCUGUCUGAGGAUGACAGGCUGAGGAUGAAGCUGGAGUUCCAGAAGAGUCUGUCCCUAAUAGACCGCUGCUUGGUGCUGCCUCACGCCACCUCCAGAGCCAAACUCCACACUGCUCUGGCUGUGUGGAGAGCAAAAAGUGAAGAGGAGAUGGUAAUGGAGGAAAUGCAGAGAGAGAGGAAAGUUUAUCUGCUCUGCCAAGCGGACAGCCUUGCAAUGCAGAUGGCUACCAUCAUCUUUCAGAAGGCUGAGAGGUGGACCAAAGUGUUGGAGACAUCCAAGGCCAUGGUCACCCUGCAGAGCCUGCUCAUUCAGCAGCUCACGGAGAGAAAAAUCCCAGAUCUUCAGGAUAUGGCUCCCAGCAUACACAGUCACUGCUUGAGCCUCAAAGAAGCAGAACAACAGCUUCAGGCAGACAGGACAGAGCUGGACAGACUACAGAUGUUUCCGCUUGGAGCAAUGCCUCAUGAAACCCAGGAAGAGGGCAUUGAGGGACAGGAGGCCAGUGAAGAUGAUGUGUUUGAGCUUCGGCCAGAUUACAGCAUGACCUCCAUUCUUCAGGAGGCUCUUCACAAGUGUGAGCAGGUCACUGCCUUGGCCUUUGAAAGGUUUCAAGAGAUUACCAUCAACGAUCAAGAAAAAGAAGAAUUAAAAGAGCAAGUUGAACUUAAAAGACUUUAUUCAAACUGUGAUCAGGAUCUGGAGUUUGCCUCUCAGCUGCUAAAGCAGAGUCGUCUCUCUGGUUCUAUUCUCUCUGAGGUUCUGCGCCUCCUUCUUCCAAGUUUGCCCGAAAGUGAACUUCUUUCAAUCAGCGACGCCCUCUGCCGCAAACAACGUCCCGUUUCAGUUUCUGCAGAGGAAGAUCGCUCCGGAUGUGCUGGGGAGCAGAACAGAGUCAUUCCUGUCAGACUGAGGGAAAUUCUGCUGCAGAAAAACAGCACAGAUGUGCAACAUGGUGCUGUGGAGAGAGAGAGGCUUCGGGUAAAGAUGCGCAGUAUGGUGGAAAAGCUGCUCCCCAGGUCCCGUCUGGAUGCUGGAUCGUUGCAGGCUGGGGACAGAGGAAAGAAGGACCUAAAUACAAACGGCCAGCAGCCUGUUUUAAAGCCUGCCACCUUUGUUCGGCAGCUGCAGAGUGACACAGCGAGAGCUGUGACGGAAGCAGAGAAUUGCCCUGAUGAGGAAAAGGAGACCUCCGCCUGCAACGCACCGGGGAGAGAGCGCCUGUUUGUGUUUCGGGAUCCACCGGAAUCUGAUAAUCCUGCCGUCGUCCCGAAAAGGAAAAAGAAGAGAAAUUUUCUCAAUCUUAAGAAAGGUUCUGUUGCUCCUGCAACAUGAGACUCUUAUGCAAUAUCUCUUAUUCUGUUCUCUUGUUGUAAUUUUAUGAUUCUAAGGAAAUCACCAAGAAAUUGAUAGUUUUAUAUAAAUCUGCUUAUUUUUGUACCAUUUUUAUAUGUAUGUAUUAUCUUGCUUUUUUUCAAUUAAAGGCAGCUGACGUUUCACACCUGAUGUCUUUUGUAUUUCCUCUUCAAGAUGUUCAGAUACAGAAACAUUUGGAUGAAUUGGAAUAUUCACAGAAGAUUAAUUACGUAUAACUUGCAUAUAGACUUCCUAUUUGGAGGGUUUCCACCAAUAAUUUUUUUCUGAUUAUUCUGCCUAUAAUAAA